GGGUUACCUCCGCUGGGGCAUCCGAUAGCUGGGGUGUGAUUCUGCAUUUUCCCUGACAGGCAAGGUAUGGAGCCGCCCCUCUGCAGCCCACCCCGGCCCAGGAUGCGGCUGGGCCGCCGGGCCCUCUGCGCGAUAGUCCUGCUGCUCGCCUGCGCCUCCCUGGCGCUCCUGUACGCGAGCACCCGAGACGCGCCGGGCCUCCGGACUCCUCUUGCGUUGUGGGCGCCCUUAGAGGCUCCCCCCAGGCCCGAGCUGCCAGACCUUGCCCCACAGCCCCGCUACGCACACAUCCCAGUCAAGAUCAAAGAGCAAGUGGUGGGGAGCCAUUCCCCAGCUGACCAGCUGCUCAUAGCUCCUGCCAACUCCCCUCUACAAUAUCCCCUGCAAGGCGUGGAGGUUCAGCCCCUCAGGAGCAUCUUGGUGCCAGGGCUGAGCCUGCAGGCAGUUUCUGGUCAGGAAGUAUACCAGGUGAACCUGACCGCUUCCCUGGGCAACUGGGAUGUAGCAGGGGAAGUGACUGGAGUGACUCUCACUGGAGAGGGGCAGCCAGAUCUCACCCUUUCCAGCUCAGGGUUGGACCAACUGAACCGGCAGCUGCAACUGGUCACCUACAGCAGCCGGAGCUAUCAGGGCAAUACAGCAGACACAGUCCGAUUCUCCACCGAGGGACAUGAGGUGGCCUUUACCAUCCGCAUAAGACAUCCCCCCAAUCCUCGGCUGUACCCGGCUGGGCCUCUUCCCCAGGGAGCCAAGUACAACAUCAGUGCUCUGGUCACCAUUGCUACCAAGACCUUCCUUCGUUAUGAUCGACUGCGGGCACUCAUCGCCAGCAUUCGCCGAUUCUACCCCACCGUCACCGUGGUCAUCGCCGACGACAGCGACAAACCUGAGCGUGUUAGCGGCCCCCACAUAGAACACUAUCUCAUGCCGUUUGGCAAGGGCUGGUUCGCAGGCCGGAACCUGGCCGUUUCCCAAGUAACCACCAAAUACGUGCUGUGGGUGGACGACGACUUUAUCUUCACCGCGCGCACGCGGCUGGAGAGGCUGGUGGACGUGCUGGAGCGGACGCCGCUGGACCUGGUAGGGGGCGCGGUGCGCGAGAUCUCGGGCUUCGCCACCACUUACCGGCAGCUGCUGAGCGUGGAGCCCGGCGCCCCAGGUCUCGGGAACUGCCUCCGUCAAAAACGCGGCUUCCACCAUGAGCUCGUGGGUUUCCCAGGCUGCGUGGUGACCGACGGCGUGGUUAACUUCUUUCUGGCGCGCACGGAGAAGGUGCGCGAGGUGGGAUUCGACCCGCGCCUCAGCCGCGUGGCACAUCUAGAAUUCUUCCUGGAUGGGCUUGGUUCCCUUCGAGUUGGCUCCUGCUCUGACGUCAUUGUUGAUCAUGCAUCAAAGUUGAAGCUGCCCUGGGUAUCAAGGGAGGCUGGGAGAGAGACUUAUGCCCGGUACCGUUACCCAGGAUCACUGGAUGAAAGUCAGGUGGCCAAACACCGCCUGCUCUUCUUCAAACACCGCCUGCAGUGCAUGACUGCUGAAUGAUGGUCACUUGGGCUUCCUGCCUGUCAGGCUCAGCCUGCCUCCUUAUCCUUGCCAGGAAUUUCCAGCAAACCUCUCCACCCCAUGAGCACUCCACUGAUGGCCCUCCCCUUCAGAACUUGAUCCCAAAUAGGGGCUUGUCCUGGUGACACCCCUCCUUUCAGUGAGUGCCCAGGAACCUAAUGGAGCCAUAACCUCUCCCACAGCCAGUGCCAAGUCCUCCCCCCACCCCAUUCUAUGGGGCAGGAAAUGGGGGAGUUCACUUUCCAAGUGCCAAAGAGCCCAGGAGGACUCUUAAGACCCUCAAGUGGAAACACUCUCAUCUCCUUGGGACUGAGGGGGUAGGGAAGCUCCUAACAUGCAAUCCCAAGACCCCCAGCUCUGGAUCCAG
Molecule: messenger RNA, 1927 nt
Organism: Castor canadensis (American beaver)
Lineage: Eukaryota; Metazoa; Chordata; Mammalia; Rodentia; Castoridae
Source: RefSeq, a predicted model, not a curated record